UUCUUCUAUUUUUUUGGUUUUAUUUCCGUUUUCUUUGGUUAAUACUAACGAACUAAAAAAAAAUGGAUUCCACAACUUUGGACAACAUCGAAAUACCCCAUAAAUCACUAUUCCCGGAGAUAUCAUUUUACACACGAAUAAAAUUAUUUCUUGGAUGCUUAUUACUAAGCCUAUUGUUGACAUUCUUAGCAUGGACAAUGAUUUUAAUUUCACUAAAAUCAUUUGCAACAAUUUAUACAUUCGCCACUGUAUUAUGUUUAUUUAGCAUCAUGUUUCUAGUUGGACCAAUGGAACAAUUACAAUCAAUGUUCAUCAUGACAAGAAUAAUCGCCUCAAUGAUUUUAAUAUUAUCCAUACUUUUAACAUUAUUAUCAGCAUUGAAGUGGAAAAAAGCCGUAUUGGCAAUUAUAUUCAGUUCAAUACAAUUCUUAUCAUUCAUUUGGUAUGCUUUAUCCUAUUUGCCUUAUGCACAAACUAUUCUAAAACAUUUCUGUCAAACCACUUGUACAUCAUUUUGUUAUUGUUGUUGAUAAUUUUCAUUCGAAUAUUUUUUUUUGGAUUCACCAUUUUCAA
Molecule: messenger RNA, 573 nt
Organism: Dermatophagoides farinae (American house dust mite)
Lineage: Eukaryota; Metazoa; Arthropoda; Arachnida; Sarcoptiformes; Pyroglyphidae
Product: vesicle transport protein SFT2A
Biological process (GO): vesicle-mediated transport
Cellular component (GO): membrane
Source: RefSeq, a predicted model, not a curated record